AUGGUUAACGGACGGAUCUGUGCCAUGCCGAUCGAGGAGGUCACCCAGAUUUACGAGAACCUGAUCGAGUCAACACGACUCAAGCAGGCUCGCAGGAGUAAACCGAACAAGCAGUACACUAUCUUUUCGACUCAAAAGCUGGACGAUUAUUGGACAACCCGUAUGCUUGAGUUUGAGUGGGGUAAGACCCGGGUCCGCUCCGCUAUGAUAGCAACCAGGACGGCACGCUUAACCCAAGAUAUGUCACUCUACGAAUCGCCUUUGGAGUUUCAUUCCAACCAAGCUUAA
Molecule: messenger RNA, 288 nt
Organism: Linnemannia hyalina
Lineage: Eukaryota; Fungi; Mortierellomycota; Mortierellomycetes; Mortierellales; Mortierellaceae
Source: the annotation of a GenBank genome assembly